AUGUUACUAACUGAAAUUGGAAACACUAAGAGACCUAUAGAUAAUACAAAUUUUCGAGAAGAGCAUGAUAAGAUCAAAAUAAUUAUAAAAGAUUGCCUAAAUGCUUUUUGGAUUAACUUACACUUUAAAAAAGAUGAACUUGAAGAAGUUUUCAUCAUAUGCAUUCAAGAAUGA
Funneliformis geosporum is the source of this 174-nucleotide messenger RNA. The record is from the annotation of a GenBank genome assembly. NCBI's taxonomy places the organism in Eukaryota, Fungi, Glomeromycota, Glomeromycetes, Glomerales, Glomeraceae.